CUCAGAUCUGGGGGUAAGAAGGAAGGAGGACUCAGUCCAAAAAUCCCAGCUGAACUGCUGAUGCUGGGCUGAGCUUAGCUUUCCUCUGGCAGAGAGGAACAUGGGUGUUGCUGAAGAUUUGUCUGUGCUGAAGACAUCCUCUGGGGAAGGCUGAGCUGGAGCCUGGGGACAUGGCGACAAGGAGGCUGGGGAAGAAGGACAGAGGCCUCUGUCCUCUGCAACAAGCUGGGCAGAAGCUGGAGCUGAGGGACAGACGGCAGAGAGGAGGGAGCGACGCAAGGGGAAAGCACAACCUCAGGCUUGCACUCAGCAGAAGCCAAGCGCCUGCUCUUUGCCCCACCCAAGCACAGGGCCCAAGAACAACCUCCUCCCUCCUCCCAAAAGCCGACAGCGGAAGGCACAUUGCAGACUGAAAAAGGAAGCUGCCAAACUCUUCAGACUGUUUUCAUCAGCUUUCGCUUCACCCAUCGGCCAGCCUCAGCCACAUCCCCACUUCUGUACCGCCCCGCGCGCUGCUGGGACCCCCCCGCAGCCAGAGCCCCAGCAAAAUCCACGCAAGUAGCUGAGAAGGCUCCAGAACUGGUUUCAACAACUUUUCGAGCUUGGGAGAUCAUCGAGUGUCUGGCAGCGACGCUGACAGUAAUCGCCUCUGCAGGGGGUGGCUAAAACCAGAGAAGGAAAGACGACGAAUGUGCAAGUGAGGGGCAGAAACAGCUGUGCCGCUGGUAAUCUUCGCUGUAGAGAUGCUUUUGGAGAGUUAAGUGGGAAACUGAAAUGACUGAGAUUUCACACAUUGCUUAGGCUGAAUCCCUCUUCAGUCCCUUUUGAAGUAUCCCUGGUAUCAGCAACCAGCUCAAGGCUGGAGCACCAGGUGGGAGGAAGGGACAGCAGUGAAGGUGCUGUGCUCCCGGAGCAGCUUCUUGUACAUCAGCUGGCCCAAGGCCGUUUCACCCCGCACUGGUGUGUCUCUGGGUGCUGGGAGGUGGGCCAGCACGGCGCGCCACUGCACUACGUGCCUCGUCUCGCCCCCAGGACGAGAUGGCCGCCCUCGUUGCUGAGAACUUCCGCUUCCUCUCCUUGUUCUUCAAGAGCAAAGACGUGAUGAUCUUCAAUGGUUUGGUGGCCCUGGGCACAGUGGGGAGUGAGGAGCUCUUCUCAGUUGUUGCCUUCAACUGCCCCUGCUCCCCUGCCCGCAACUACAUCUAUGGGCUGGCUGCCAUCGGCGUCCCAGCCCUAGCCCUCUUCCUCAUCGGUGUCAUCUGGAACAACCACACCUGGAACCUGGUGGCCGAGUGCCACAAGCGUGGCACCAAGAACUUCUCUGCCGCUGCCACCUUCCUCCUCUUCGGGUCCAUCAUGGGCCGGGCGGCUGUGGCACCCGUCACCUGGUCGGUCAUCUCGCUGCUGCGCGGGGAGGCUUACAUCUGCGCCCUCAGCGAGUUUGUCAGGCCAUCCUCCCUGGACAAGUUCCCAGCUGAGUAUGGGGCCGAGGUGCUGGCCAGGUUCCCCUGUAAAGAUGUACCAGCGAACCUCACCAAGUUCAGGGACGAGGUGACACGGAGGCUGAGAUAUGAGUCCCAGCUCUUUGGCUGGCUGCUCAUUGGCAUCGUCGCAGUCCUGGUUUUCCUCACCAAGUGCCUGAAACACUGCUGCUCACCACUGAGCUACAGGCAGGAGGCUUACUGGGCCCAAUACCGCUCCAACGAGGACAAGCUGUUCCGACGCACGGCCGAGGUCCACUCCAGGAUCCUGGCAGCCAAGAAUGUGAAGCACUUCUUUGGCUUUGUGGCACUAGACAAGGAGGAGAAGGAGCUGGUACAGGAGUUCCCAGUGGAGGGCGUCCAGCCGAGCCCCCAGUGGAAUGCCAUCACAGGUGUCUACAUCUACCGGGAGAACAAGGGCUUCCCCCUCUACAGCCGGCUCCACAAAUGGGCCAAAGGGGUGGAAGGGAACGGGCCAAGCCCAGAAGGCCACGAAAUGCUCUUUUUGGCUUCCUAAGACAGACAGGUGGUGGCAGAAGCUCCCCAGACUGUCUGGCAGGCCUACCAGAAUCAGCGUGUGACUGAGGGAUUCACUGGGAAUAUUCCUCCCAGAAGGAUUACUUCUCUCAGUGGGUAAACAGGGAUCAACAGCCUCAAGGUAGAGACUGAUAAGCAAUACACUGAGCUAGGGAACCCCUCCCUUGGAGACAACUAUCUCCUUGCUGCUUCCAGAGACCCAAGGGGAACAAAGAGCAGAUGCACACCUAACCUCCAGGCUGCCAGUGCACCCUGCUGUCUAAUGCACCAGCAGAAGCUCUGGGGAGCAAGAGAUGGGCAUGACUUUUCUGACUGCGAUUCCUGCAGUCCCACUUGUCUCCCCCAUGGCAGGGUUAGCCCCAGCCAUCCUGCACACCUGCUUGUUUCAUUGACAUUGGUAUCUUCUUAUGCAGUUGUGUGGUGCCUGUUGCAGAGGCAGGUCCCGGACCACUUCACAGCACAGGGAAAAGAGGAAAGCAGUGGGUAAAUUCCUGUGGCAAGGUGGGGUGCAAUAGCACCUGGGAAGGAAUGGGUCAGUAAUACAGCAGCAUAUCAAAUAACUGAGAGACUAAGACAGGAGGAAUCACCAAUAAUUCCUGGUAUUCAGAAAGACACUCUGUAAUUACCAAGUUGGAAUUUGGGUAGGACACCAAACUCCCUUUGUUCUUACUGAAGUGCCUAGCAAUCUCUAAUGAGCCCAAAUGGUCACAACCAUGAGUUUAUAAACCCAGAAGAUGGCACCAUCAGCAGAAUAGCUUUCAGGCCAGGUGGCGGCUGAGAGGAAGGAGCACCCGCAGUGAGCCACACCGCAGCUCAUUGCAUUUCUCAUCCAACCAUCAGAUCAGAGUCCUGCUUGUUUGGGUUGCGAGUUGAAGCAAGACCUCAACCAGAAUUAGUUUUCAAUAUAUGUAUAUAUACAGGUAUAUACAGAGAGUAUAUAUACUAUGUAACUGUAGUUAAUGGAACAUCUUUCUUCAGGGGAAAGGGGAUGAGAAAGUUGCCAGCCAAAAGACCACAGUACAUGCACCCAUCUGCUGCACUGGGACUGCAGCCCUGGAGUGACGAGGGACAGCAGGAAUGUGAUGGGAGGAGCAGCCCUCUCCCUACCCUUCUACCACUGAAUUUUCUUAAACUUUUUCCACUGCCUUAAACAGUCCCUGCAGCAGAAGGCCUCUUUUAUGGACUUGACCAUACUCUGAGAAAGCAAAGUCAGACAGGUAUAAAAUUGUUGCCCUCACCAUGACGCUGUGCUGAUUGUGGCUUCAAGGCUGUUCUUCUGGCACUGCACAGUUCCUUCUCUCCCGAGGGUCAGUUUUAUGUACCCAACAGUGUUUUAAGAGUUGGCAGGACAGUGAAGUUUGGUUUUCCUACUUGUAUUGUUUCUUUAUAGGUACAACUUCCUUUUACACUGUCCCAUUUACUGAAAAGCCUUAAAUUGUUCAAAAAACAACUCAAACCUACAGAACUCAGAGCGGAUUACACACAAGGAGAUUUGAAAUAAAUUAUUAAAUGAGUUUUUUUCAUUGC
Molecule: messenger RNA, 3545 nt
Organism: Tyto alba (common barn owl)
Lineage: Eukaryota; Metazoa; Chordata; Aves; Strigiformes; Tytonidae
Gene: CALHM2
Product: calcium homeostasis modulator family member 2
Exons: 4
Coding region: 1039-1998 (319 amino acids)
Molecular function (GO): monoatomic cation channel activity
Source: RefSeq, a predicted model, not a curated record